Messenger RNA from Lactuca saligna, 339 nucleotides. The record is from the annotation of a GenBank genome assembly. Lineage: Eukaryota; Viridiplantae; Streptophyta; Magnoliopsida; Asterales; Asteraceae.
AUGUUCAACACCUCUACAACCCUCCUACAGUCGAAAAAGCACAACCCCAAACACUUCACCUCAAUCUUUGGUAUUGUAGCUACUCUGAUUCCCUUCCAAAUCGUUGUUAUCGAUGACGAGAAAGAAACCACGAUUAGGCUCGCCAUGGAGCAGCCUCGCCACUUCCUUCGGUUCUUCAUCGCAUCUUCGCACCUUUCCUUACUGAAGUUGCUUCCGCAGCUUACCUUUCGAUUAAGCACCUGUGUGAAUGAGCUUUCUGAAGUUCCAGUCAUCACUUGGGUGUUGUACAACAUCUUUCAACUGGCGGUUAACCCGAUCAACAAGAUAAGGAAUAAAUGA